GCUUCCUGGGCCGCGGCGCGGCGGCGGGGGACGCAGAAGUCAACGCCGAGAACUGGCUGAGGCUCUAUGGCUACCUGCCCCAGCCGAGCCGCCACAUGUCCACCAUGCGCUCCGCCCAGAUCCUGGCCUCAGCCCUGGCUGAGAUGCAGCGCUUCUAUGGGAUUCCUGUCACGGGCGUGCUCGACGAAGAAACCAAGGCGUGGAUGAAGCGACCCCGCUGCGGGGUGCCGGACCAGUUUGGGGUGCACGUGAAAGCCAAUCUGCGACGGCGGCGGAAACGCUAUGCCCUCACGGGGAGGAAGUGGACCAACCACCACCUGACCUUCAGCAUCCAGAACUACACAGAGAAGCUGGGAUGGUACCACUCGCUGGAGGCAGUGCGAAGGGCCUUCCGUGUGUGGGAGCAGGCCACGCCCCUGGUCUUCCAGGAGGUGCCCUAUGAGGACAUCCGGCUGCGGCGGCAGAAGGAGGCCGACAUCAUGGUACUCUUUGCCUCUGGUUUCCACGGCGACAGCUCACCAUUUGAUGGCACAGGGGGCUUUCUGGCCCACGCCUAUUUCCCUGGCCCUGGUCUGGGCGGGGAUACCCAUUUCGAUGCAGAUGAGCCCUGGACCUUCUCCAGCACAGACCUGCAUGGGAACAGCCUUUUCCUGGUGGCAGUGCAUGAGCUGGGCCACGCCUUAGGGCUGGAGCACUCUAGCAACCCCAGCGCCAUCAUGGCGCCAUUCUACCAGUGGAUGGACACGGACACCUUCCAGCUGCCCGAGGACGACCUCCGGGGCAUCCAACAGCUGUACGGCACCCCGGAUGGCCAGCCACAGCCCACCCGGCCUCUCCCCACUGUGACUCCCCGGCGACCGGGCCGGCCAGACCAUCGGCCCCCCAGACCCCCCCAGCCACCACCCCCAGGUGGGAAGCCGGAGCGGCCCCCAAAGCCAGGCCCCCCAGCCCAGCCCCGAGCCACGGAACGGCCUGACCAGUACGGCCCCAACAUCUGCGACGGGGACUUUGACACAGUAGCCAUGCUGCGUGGGGAGAUGUUCGUGUUCAAGGGCCGCUGGUUCUGGCGGGUUCGGCACAACCGUGUCCUGGACAACUAUCCCAUGCCCAUCGGGCACUUCUGGCGUGGUCUGCCCAGUGACAUCAGUGCUGCCUACGAGCGUCAAGAUGGACGUUUUGUCUUUUUUAAAGGUGACCGCUACUGGCUCUUCCGAGAAGCGAACCUGGAGCCCGGCUACCCUCAGCCACUGACCAGCUAUGGCCUGGGCAUCCCCUAUGACCGCAUCGACACGGCCAUCUGGUGGGAACCCACAGGCCACACCUUCUUCUUCCAAGAGGACAGGUACUGGCGUUUCAAUGAGGAGACACAGCGUGGAGACCCUGGCUACCCCAAGCCCAUCAGUGUCUGGCAAGGGAUCCCUAACUCCCCUAAAGGGGCCUUCCUGAGCAACGAUGCAGCCUACACGUACUUCUACAAGGGCACCAAGUACUGGAAGUUUGACAAUGACCGCCUGCGGAUGGAGCCAGGCUACCCCAAAUCCAUCCUGCGGGACUUCAUGGGCUGCCAAGAGCACGUGGACACGGGACCCCGAUGGCCCGAUGUGGCCCGUCCGCCCUUCAACCCUGAUGGGGGUGCAGAGCCUGGGGCGGGCGGGGACAGCGAGGAGGGCGAGGAGGGCCGAGAGGCCGGCGCGGGCGGCGGCGAGGGGACAGACGAGGACGGGGGCAGCCGCGUGGUGGUGCAGAUGGAGGAGGUCGCGCGGACGGUGAACAUGGUGCUGGUGCUGGUGCCGCCGCUGCUGCUGCUGCUCUGCGUGCUGGGCCUCACCUAUGCCCUGGUGCAGAUGCAGCGCAAGGGCGCGCCCCGCGUGCUGCUGUACUGCAAGCGCUCCCUGCAGGAGUGGGUCUGACCUGCCGCCGCUCUCCUGCUCCUCUCGGUGCUACGGGCGCCGGGGCUGGCGGGGCCUGUGGUUCUCAGACGGCUCCUGGGGGCACCUGGCCAGAGCCUCCCGGGGCUCCUUCAGCCCCUGGGUGGGGGCCCCUCCGGGCCCUCUGACAUCCCUGCCAGCCCUGCCCUGUUGUUUAUUUAUGCCCAGGUUUUGUUGGUUGUUGUUUUUUUUUGUUUUUUUUGCACACUAAUUGAGUAUUUGUUUCUACUUUGCUGACCAGGAACAGCGGUCCCUCAGGGCAGGGGUUAGAGCUUUCUAAAUGUAGUUCUGCUCCGGACAGGGAGUGAGCCCCCCGCCCAACAACACCUCUGGCUUGGCCACAGCCAGAGGAGCAGAGGGUCAGAAGGCCCAGCUGGAAAGUGGCUAAAGGGUUUCUGAGGCUCCUUUCCGCCCCAGGCCCUCCUCAGCCUGAGCUGGCUUUGGAGACUGGUGGGGCCUGACUGGUCUGCACCCACCUGGAUCUCUGCCUUGGGAAGAGCUUUCACCCAGGGGCAGCCCCAGGCCACAGGGGACAGAAGGGUGAGGUGGCCGACUGGGCAUGAGUCAUGUGGAGUUUUGAUUCCUUCCCCACCCACCCCUCUCAACCCCUUACCCAGCUUCUCAUGCCUAAGACGCCUACUCUGGCCCUGGCCAGCCGAGCGGCCCAUAGUCCCCAGCUCCCACAUACCCCUUGAGCCCACAUCUCCUCCCCUCUCUGCAGAAGAGGCCCUGGGCCUGCCUUACCAAGGACCAAAGGGGGUCUGCCAAGGCCCCUCCACCUAGGGGCCUCACCCCCCAGGCUGGGCUUCCAGCCCCCAUCCACCCCUCUCUGAGCUAUGACCACCCUGGUCUCCUUUCCUGGGCUUCCUCCCACUCUCCUUCACCCACACCACCAUCCUCGGGGGUCUCGGAACCCCACCAACCUCAGGCACCAGCUGCCUGGCUCCUAGCUGUCCCAGGAAGACAGGGUGCUGCUGGGUGCCCACAGCCCACCAUGCACCAGGCUUGUGGGGUCCUCCCCUCCAGCUCCCUGUCCACCAGGGCUCUGGGAAGAUGGACACUGGUGGAGAGAGGCCAGCAGCUCAUCCCCUCAUGCAGACUUGUGGGAUGUGGCUGUGGAGCCCCCAAAGGAGCCACUGUGGUCUGGAGACUCCCCUUCUCCUUGGCUCAGCCCCAAGGGCAGGGAUGCCUCCUCCUUCUUUUCCUUCCCAAAGUAAGCAGGAGGCAAGGCUGCUGUGGAAAUGGUACUGUACAGCCGGCUCCUUCCCCUCCGCUUCCCCUCAGCCCUGAGCAAGCGGGUUCGCCACCCAGACCCCUGAGGCCCCUGGAGGGAGAGGCAUCUCAUGGGCUGGCCUGAAGCAGGCUCCGGCGGCUUGCUCCCCACUCUGUCCUCAGACCCAGAGAGCCAGCCAAGGGAUGAGGGGUGGAGGGCAGUGUCCACCCCCAUACAGUUUUCUGUAAAUACUUUGCACUGAUUAAAUUGUACAGCCGGCAAGUGUGGCCUCCUUUGUCAGAGGCCCUGGGCUGGAGCCUAAGGCUGGAGGGACUGCGGGGGACAGGAGCUGCUAUUAGGGCACUUGCCCUCCAUGCGGAAGAGACCUUAUUCCCAGUUCUACAGGGUUCCUUCCCAGUGGCCCUGGGAGGGGCAGAGCUCAGAGGAAGAGUGAGGGGUGGUGACUGCCCUCCACAGACCAGAGGCAAUUGGGGCAGGGGACCAGGGUUGGCCCUGCUGAGGUGAGGCAGAGAAAGAACGCAGAAUUUACUGGACAUUCAUGCACAGUGAGAAAGGGCAUCUCAGCUUCCCACACGCAGUACAUGUCUAGGAGGGGUGGGAACACCAGGCCAGGCCGGCCAGCCCUCCUUCCACCCACCCAGACUGGGUUCUGGGUGGCCUGAAGACCCAGCUUUGAGGCAAGAGACUGGAAGUGGUACCAUUUUGGAUUUGGAAAGGUCCCCUUAGCACAUGCUUUGCUGCAGGGAGGGGGCACCCAAGAUGUGCCCUGUCAUCUUUGAAGAAGCAGGAAAUCUCACCCUGGGCAGCCUGCAGAUGAGGCCCAGGAGAGCAGGAGACUGAAGCUUUACUGCCCCUGGGGUCUGGGCAUGGCUGGCAAGCCUUGGACCCCACAUGCAUCCUCUCGGCCAAGCUAUUGGGCACUGGCCUGCACCCCCAGAAAUGCAAUGGUCAGCUGUAGUGGGGUUCCACCCCAACCAUGGAGCAGGCCAAGCCUCUACAAUAGCUGGGGCAGGGUCCUUCAACCUGUUCCAGGCCCCACCCUCCCCUCAGCUGCACACCUCCUUCCCAGCCCCCUUGAUCCCACCCUUUCCUCUCUUUGUGUUGAAAACUGGCUGAGGAGAGUAGGAAAUGCUGGCCCUCAGAAGCCCCAAAGGCCUCUCAGGCUCAGCUAGGAAAUGGCCCGUGAGCCCCCCACCACUACCACAGGGGCCUUGGCGGGCAGCAUGGAGGUCCAGGGCAGACACCAUCUUGUCAGCUUUCUUGUGGCAGAAGCCACAGGGCCACACCCAGGUCUGCCUUCUGCCUGAAGCCUUAGCCUCACCCAGAAGCCCAGAGGUCACCAGGCAAGUGGGAGCACAGGGACGAAAAAGGAGAGGAUAUGAGACCUCUCACCGAGCUCUUCCUCAGAACCCGGGCCAGGGAAGAGACUUGGCAGAGAAGGCCUCGGCUUCUCAGGAAAUCGCCCGAGGAGACUUCCACCCCCAAGCUCUCUGGUAGAAUCUCAGAGCAGCCCAGCGGCUGAAGGAACAGCCCAUCUGGUGAGCCCGCGGGUGUGAAGGUCUCUGAGGUUUGGGUGUCAGGCCUUAGCCCUGCCUCCCCCAGCCCCAGAGAGCCCUGCCUUGCGACUUGACACCCCCCGUGCCCUGCCAGGAUCAACUGGAACCUGCAUCUUUAAAUUGGUUUUGCUUAAUGUGGCUGCACCUAGACUCACCAUGGGCUCCACAGCCCCCGCCUUGCUGAUUCCCAAGUAAGAUCAUUAAGACUUAACAGAUACACAAAAAGAAGCAAAAAGAGGAGUCAUCUCAUUCCCCAGGCCAGUGUUGACAGUUUGGCGUGUUUCUUCCAGCCUUUUUUCCUCUUAUUUGCACAGCUUGGGGUUUUAGAGUCUAAAACAUCCUGGGCUUUGGCCCCAUGCCCCCGGUGCUUACAUCUCAGAGGAGGGAGUAACGCGACCUGCCGCAUGGGCCACUGUGGGGGUGAACGGAGGAUGGGUGGCUGUACUGCGCCAGCCACGGUGCCUGGCACUCGGCAAGUGCUCGAUGGGCGACCACGACCCCCGUCGACUUGCACACUCCCCCACUUAACAUUUUACUCAUGAGAAAAGUGGGGCUCAGGGAGGUCAAGUGACUGGGCCAAGGUCACACAGCUAGGACAUGGCCACGAUAGAGACAGGAGAAGAACACAGACAGAUUGACUUGCACAGCAGCUUGGCCCCAGCUCACCCUGCUGGAGCCUGCUGGCGCUGCUGGAGAAUAGAGACAACGAUGAGGAGGCCCCUGCCCACCCUGGUCUUCCCUCCCCACACAUUCUAGGCCUCGAAGACCCCAGGGCCACCAACAGAGCCCCCUUUCAGGCUGGGGCAGGGGCCAAGCUGGCCGCUUCCUCCCCCUCUGACUUGGCAGAAAAGCCUUUUUGUUGUGGCUCACACAGAGGCCAUUCUCUGGCUCACGGGAAGGAAUGGCUGGCUUCCUGUCCAUCCACAGCCUCCCAGACUACAGUGGACUCCUCCACAUAGGUCCGAUGUCCAGUCCUGCCUCUGGGGCCCAAGGCUGCCAGGCUUUACCCUCCAAUUCGUGACACCACACGAGGGGGUAGGGGUCAGCCACCCCUCGGCUCUCUCAGAAAAUGCCAGAGAUUCCAGGCCUCAAGGCACCUGCAGGGCACAGUAGUACCACACUCACCCCACUGCUCAAGUGGUUUUGUGACCCACAAAACACUGGUAGAGGCCCCUGCCUGGCUGCUAACCCUGUCCCAGCUGUCCCCUGCCCUGGCUUGCCUCUAUGCCUUUGUUUAUGCUGUUCCCUCCUACUGGAAAACCCUUCCUUGCACAUUUCAUGCUGUCUCAAUUGUAUAGAUCCUUCAAGGCCCAGAUGAAGGCUUGCCUUUUCCAGAUUCCCACCCUCCCUCCUCAAAAUAGUUGAGUUUCCUUCCUCCUCUGGCUCACCCAGCAUCCAUGUCCUGACCAUUCCUUGUCUUCAAGCUUAGCUGGCCCAUUUUUUUUUUUUUAAUUAAAAUUCUAGUUAGUUAACAUACAGUGCAAUAGUGGUUUCAGGAGUAGAAUUCAGUGAUUUAUCACUUACAUACAACACCCAGUGCUC
This is a messenger RNA of Ailuropoda melanoleuca (giant panda), 6260 nucleotides long. It is a transcript of the gene MMP15, whose product is annotated as matrix metallopeptidase 15. Gene Ontology annotation, biological process: collagen catabolic process; extracellular matrix organization; proteolysis. The record is from RefSeq and is a predicted model, not a curated record. Gene Ontology annotation, molecular function: zinc ion binding; metalloendopeptidase activity. The coding region runs from base 96 to 1910 and encodes 604 amino acids. Lineage: Eukaryota; Metazoa; Chordata; Mammalia; Carnivora; Ursidae. Gene Ontology annotation, cellular component: extracellular matrix. The transcript has 10 exons.